ACGGGCUCUCCCCCCGAGAGCUCUGCAGCUCCGCCAGACAGAGCCGUAGUACUGGCACUGACAGCGCGGGGAGCGAAGCGGGUGGGGUAUUCGCGGCUCUGAUUUGGACCCUCGUCAUGCCCACGUACUGUGUCACUGAGAGAGGAAUUCAGUUACCAUGGUUUAACCUAUCAGUACUGGGACCAAGUGCCUCCCCUCCCAACUGCUCUAUAAAAAGAGUCUCUGAAGAUGCCCCGGCGGCUCCUCACUGCCGGCUCCGAGCAGCAGGUGCUCAGCGCGCAGGGAGGGGUUGCCGCUAUGCCGUCUGCCUUCCAGCUGCAGUGCCACCUCGUCCUCAUCCUGCUGGCAGCCUCCAAAGGGGACACCCGCUACCUCGAGGUGAGGGAUGCUGGCGAAGAUGAGCCCUUCCUGCUCCUCAGCGAAGACCUGAAGCGGGAGCUGUCUGCAGGACACAUCUACCGGCGGUCUCUGCGCUGCAUUGACAUGCUGAGCAUUGAGGGGCAGUUCACCUUUACUGCCGAUCAGCCCCAGUUGCACUGCGCCACAUUCUUCAUCGGUGAACCUGAGGAGCUCCUCACCAUUGAAUAUGACUUUGUGAAUAUCGACUGCCAAGGAGGUGACUUCCUGAAGGUUUUUGAUGGCUGGAUACUCAAAGGAGAGAAGUUUCCUAGUUCCUUGGACCAUCCCCUCCCCACUUCCCAAAGGUACACAGACUUCUGUGAGAGUGGUGCUGUCCAGAGGAGUAUCAGGUCAUCACAGAAUGUGGCAAUGAUCUUCUUCAGGAUUCACCACCCAGGCAAUGGAUUUACGAUCACAGUCAAGAAGAGUGCCAACCUCUUCCCUUGCAAUGUCAUCUCUCAGACUCCCUCAGGAAGGUUUACCAUGGUCAUUCCUCAUCAACACAGAAACUGCAGUUUUUCUAUAAUUUACCCAGUGGUGAUAAAAAUCUCCGAUCUCAUCCUGGGACACUUAAACGGCCUCUUUUUAAAGAAUCCGUCAGUGGGCUGUGCAGGAGUGGGGGACUUUGUGGAGCUGUUAGGAGGUACUGGCUUAGACCCAUCCAAGAUGUUUCCACUGGCUGACCUCUGUCAUUCCUUUCAUGGGUCUGCCCAAAUGAAGGUUGGUUGUGACAAUACUGUGCUAAGGAUGGUCUCCAGUGGCAAACACAUCAAUCGUGUGACAUUUGAGUAUUAUCAACUUGAUCUGCAGGAAAUAGAGAACAGGAAGGAGAAUAGCAUUGAAGAAUUCUGCUUCCCUGGUAUCUGAAAAACCAGACAACACAUUUUCAUGUUGCUAAUCAUAAUAAUGUUCUGGCAAAUAAAAAAAAUGUAAUUUUUCCUUCAACCAGCUGUUGGUUUCAAGCCUUUCUACUGUGCAAGGAUUUCAUUUUAUUUUCUUCCUCAUACAAAUCAAUCGUUCAUAUGAGCAAGGAGGAAAAAGCAUAUUUUUCUUCAUUACUACAAUUAUUUUCUGCAGUAUUUAAAAUCAUGUACUACACCCCAAAUCAAUAACAAGAACAAAAGGCUAAGUUUCCAGUACAUGUAUUAUUAGGGGAAUAUACACAAAAAUCCUACGUGUAUCCAGUCAGAGCACAUAAAAAAAACAACAGUAUGUGUAAACUUACUGCAGAAGCUUUAUCCUUUUAUAUCAAGAAUGAACAAAAAUAUAAGGUGGUUGAAUACAUUUCCAGUUCUGUAGCAGGAAAUCCAACAUUAAUGUGUGUAAAAAUGACUUGUUUGUUUAUGAAUAUAAAUGUACUAUUUAAUGACUUGUUUUUAAUAAAAAUUUAUGGCAUGGGUAUUUCCUUACGUGAAUCCAAACAUGAAUAAAUAAAUUCAAAGAGUUGGCAAAACAUUA
Molecule: messenger RNA, 1857 nt
Organism: Tympanuchus pallidicinctus (lesser prairie-chicken)
Lineage: Eukaryota; Metazoa; Chordata; Aves; Galliformes; Phasianidae
Gene: CRHBP
Product: corticotropin releasing hormone binding protein
Exons: 7
Coding region: 229-1266 (345 amino acids)
Biological process (GO): negative regulation of corticotropin secretion; hormone-mediated signaling pathway; negative regulation of corticotropin-releasing hormone receptor activity
Molecular function (GO): corticotropin-releasing hormone binding
Source: RefSeq, a predicted model, not a curated record